CACACACCCCAACACUCUGCUGCUUUAAACCAGACACAAUUGAAGAGUUAUCAAGUUGUUGUUGAUGUUGUUCUUGGUACUGUAUUUAUUUUAGCACUCCCUCUAAGUCUGUUCUUUGUUUUGACAUGAAGUACAAAAUGGUAGCAUAACAGGGUAGCAGGAUAAUCCAAUGUCACAAUGGCGAGCUGUAACAUAGUCAGUGAUACAUCAUUGUCAUGCCACAACAACUCGUCGUGCUCAAGGAAUGCUGUUAGUCUGGUGUUAAGCUCAUCAAAGUAUGCAAACUACUACCAUGUCACAAAUUCACUAUUUACACUUGGUAUCUAAACUUCCAUGCAGACUGAUAUCUAAGAUUAAAAAGCCAACAUUUACAGUAAAGUUUACAACAACAGCAUUUGUGGUGUGGCUUGUGGUCACAUUAUGGGUAGGCCUACUUAAAUUUACCUAAUGCUUUAGUCACAGUACCAUUAGUGUUUUUUGUCAAUAUGUCAUCUCUGACAGAGCAGGUGGAUCUUUUGUGUAUCCUUUUAGGUGAUAGCAGGUGUCUGAUGCGUAAACAGAGGAGGAGAGGAGCAACAGGUGGAAGGAGGGAGAGGGGAGGAAGGAUAAGUGGGAUGGGUGGAGUGAGGGAUGUAUUUAAGACGUCCUCCUCAUCCUCCUCAUCAGUCGCUCCUGCCUUCUCUCUCUGCACCUGACCUGCAGGCCAUCAAUCGUCCUCCACUCAGAAUGUCUUUACCCAACUCAGAGAACGCCUCCACCCUGGAGAACGCCAUGCAGCUCAUGAUCCAGACCUUCCAUAAGUACUCUGGAAACGAGGGAGACAAAUAUACACUGAGCAGGGCUGAGCUCAAAGAGAUGCUAACCACUGAGCUCGGCAACUACUUGGGGAAUGCCCAGGAUAAGGAGGCAGUUGAUAAGGUCAUGGGAGACCUGGAUUCCAACAACGACGGGGAGGUAGAUUUCACUGAGUUCAUCAUACUGGUCGGAGCUCUUACUGUGGCCUGUAACGACUUCUUCCUGGAGUACAACGACAAGCCAGAGAAGAAAAAGUGAACAUACCCUCUGCACAAAGAUGUCUCUGCAGACCCAUACUGUCCAGGGAGGGAACAGUUCAGACAGGAGAGAAGGACAUCCUGUCAUGGGCUUCACAUUCACAAAUACACACACACACACUCACACACACAUCUAGUCACCUGAGCGGUAAAUGUUGGGUGUUUGUGAAUUUGUCUGCAAUGUUCAAAUAAUCUAUUACUAGCUGUAUGUAUUGUAAUGUGAAAUUCUGGAGAGUUUAAGUCAGUUUCAACACCUGUGCUAUGCUAGGUUGCUUUUUUCUUUUCAUGUAUUUUGUAACACAUUCAAGCAAAUUAAUUUCUCCCUGGAAAGAAUAAAUGUGACCUAUACUUAAA
This is a messenger RNA of Sander lucioperca (pikeperch), 1406 nucleotides long. RefSeq names its product S100 calcium binding protein T (gene s100t). The record is from RefSeq and is a predicted model, not a curated record. The coding region runs from base 631 to 1053 and encodes 140 amino acids. NCBI's taxonomy places the organism in Eukaryota, Metazoa, Chordata, Actinopteri, Perciformes, Percidae. Gene Ontology annotation, molecular function: transition metal ion binding; calcium ion binding. The transcript is spliced from 3 exons.